This is a messenger RNA of Paralichthys olivaceus (Japanese flounder), 5193 nucleotides long. Lineage: Eukaryota; Metazoa; Chordata; Actinopteri; Pleuronectiformes; Paralichthyidae. The record is from RefSeq and is a predicted model, not a curated record.
CUCCUCAUAUAAAAACAGUCUUGUGGCUCGCCCUCAACGUGCGACUAAAUAACUCUUUACACCUCGUCAGGCUGAAGUAUUUGUCCGCUAAGAGUUCUGAGGGGUAGCUCCAGCUGCAGAUUGAUAUGCGAAUGGUUGGUGGGGAGAAGACACCGGAGGGACAAAGAGGGACAACUUUGAAGCCAUGAAUCGGCGGUGAAGUCGCUCCUCGGCGGACAGAGUUGGUGUGGCCACAAGCGGGAGCCCGGGCCUCGGCUAGCUAGCGUUAGCCGCUAACUAGCUGAUGACUUCACCCACUGUGGACUGUCGCGUUGGGAACGUUAAACGGCAAAGAGGGGACAGUCCUCAUAUUAGCGCUGGACUCUUGAAUGCGGGGCGUGGAAGGCCUUAAAAUCUCUGACCAUGGCGGUAUCAAGACUUGAUCGUUUAUUUAUCCUGCUUGACACUGGCACAACACCAGUAACCAGGAAAGCAGCAGCCCAGCAGCUUGGUGAAGUUGUCAAACUCCAUCCGCAUGAACUCAAUAACCUCUUAUCAAAGGUCUUGACCUACCUAAGGAGUCCCAACUGGGAUACUCGAAUAGCAGCAGGCCAAGCUGUUGAGGCUAUUGUGAAGAAUAUUCCUGAGUGGGACCCGGCCCCCAAACCUAAAGAAGAGUCUUGUGAAGACUUAUCUCCAGAGGACUCCCCUUGUGACCGGUUGAGUUUCUACCACUUUGACAUCUCCCGCCUCCUCAAACAUGGGGCCUCUCUGCUGGGAUCUGCCGGGGCUGAGUUUGAGCUACAAGAUGACAAAGCUGGUGAGAUGGACCCUAAAGAACGACUCGCUCGCCAGAGGAAGCUUCUUCAGAAGAAGUUGGGUCUAGACAUUGGUGCUGCUAUUGGAAUGGACACAGAGGAGCUGUUCAAUGACGAGGACCUUGACUAUACCUGUCAAGCAAGUGGACUAAAAGCCCAUGGAAGCAAAGCCACAGCUGGAUCCAGCUCCCGCAACCAUCUACCAAUUCAAGCUGCUGAGUUAAUUGACUCGGAGUUCCGACCGGGCAUGAGCAAUCGUCAGAAGAAUAAGGCGAAGAGGAUGGCUAAACUAGUGGCGAAACAACGAUCCAGAGACAUGGAUCCAAAUGAAAAGAGUAAUGACAGUUUUGAGGGUGAACCUGAAGAGAAAAGAAGGAAAACCACCAAUGUAGUUAUUGACCAACCAGCAACGGAGCAUAAAGUCUUAAUCGACAACGUUCCAGAUAACUCCUGUCUUUUAGAAGAGUGGCCUCUGGAGAGCUUCUGUGAGGAACUUUGCAAUGACCUCUUCAAUCCUUCAUGGGAGAUUCGUCAUGGUGCAGGCACAGGUCUUCGAGAAAUCCUUAAAUCCCACGGUGCUGGAGGUGGGAAGUUGGUGGGAAGCACUGUUGAACAGAUGUUGCGGCAGCAUCAGGAGUGGAUAGAAGACCUGGUGAUCCGGCUGCUCUGUGUCUUCGCUCUAGACCGCUUUGGGGAUUUUGUAUCUGAUGAGGUGGUGGCUCCUGUCAGGGAGACGUGUGCCCAGACGCUUGGAGUGGCCCUUCGCCACAUGAAUGAAACUGGUGUUUUGAUGACAGUGGAUGUUCUGCUAAAGCUACUUAAAGAAGACCAGUGGGAGGUCCGUCAUGGAGGCCUGCUGGGAAUCAAGUAUGCCCUGGCUGUCCGACAGGACUUGAUCUCUGUGUUACUUCCCCGGGUUCUCCCUGCCAUCACUGUAGGCCUUCAGGACCUAGAUGAUGAUGUCAGAGCUGUGGCAGCUGCAUCCCUCAUCCCUGUGGUGGAAGGCUUGGUACAACUACUGCCCAAUAAGGUCCCCAAUAUAGUGAACACACUCUGGGAUGCUCUUUUAGACCUGGACGACCUCACUGCUUCCACCAACAGCAUCAUGACAUUGCUGUCCUCAUUACUCACAUAUCCACAGGUCCGACAGUGCAGCAUGCAGCAGUCAUUAACAGUCCUGGUUCCCCGGGUUUGGCCGUUUUUGAGACACACUAUAUCAUCAGUAAGACGUGCAGCACUGGAAACUCUUUUCACUCUGCUGUCUAAAGCUGACCAGAGCUGUGCCAUUUGGAUCAACCCCAUCCUACAAGACAUGCUCCGGCACAUCUUCCAGUCCUGUAUACUGGAAAGCAACGAGGAAAUCCUUGAACUGAUACAAAAGGUGUGGAUGGAGCUACUCUCGCAGGCCCCUCAGCAGUACGUGGUUGCAGCCAGCUGUCCGUGGAUGGGAGCCUGGCUCUGCCUCAUGAUGCAGGCCUCACACAUUCCCAUAGACCUGAACAUGCUGCUGGAAGUGAAAGCUCGCUCCAAGCAGGAUAAGGCUGGUGCAAAGGCACGUCUGGGGACCAAUCAGGUGAAGGAGACGGUCCAAGAGUAUAUAGCAGGCGCAGAGACUGUGACAGAUGACCCAGUGACGAGGGACUAUGUGGUGGUUCGAGCUCGUCUCAUGGCUGCCAAAUUGCUUGGGGCUUUGUGUAGGUGUAUCUGUGACCCUCAGCUCAAUGCUGCAUCUCAGGAGAUCCGACCAGCUGAGUCCUUAGGCCAGCUGUUGCUCUUCCAUCUCAACUCCAAGUCUGCCCUGCAGCGCAUAGCUGUGGCUCUGGUGCUCUGCGAGUGGGCUACCCUGCAGAAGGACUGUCAGGUGGUGUCAUCCAUGGUGCAGCCUCGUCUUCUCGCCAUUCUGUCUGAGCAGUUGUACUACGACGAAAUUGCCAUCCCCUUCACACGUAUGCAGAAUGAGUGCAAGCAGCUCAUUGCGUUGCUAGCUGAUUCCCACAUAGACCUUCAAGACCGCCUCAAUUGUAGUGUUUUCACCAUUGACCAAGCCAAUGAACUGGUAACCACCAUCUUUACAGAGUCAACAGCAGGUCUGAAUGUGAAUUCCAAACAGUGGCAGGCGCUGGAUGGUAAACGUCAACAGGCUCAGUCAACGGUGAUGGAGACCAGCACAGAAUGGCAGCAGCUGCAUCUGCGCGUCCACAUGUUCACGGCCUGCGCAGUGAUUAACCUGCAAGUGCUUCCUGACAAGCUGAACCCUCUGGUUAGGCCUUUAAUGGAGACCAUCAAGCGAGAGGAGAACACCCUGAUUCAGGGUUACACUGCAUCUUUCAUAGCCAAGCUAUUGCAGCAGUGCGCUGGACGCUCACCGUGCCCCAACCCCAAAAUCAUCAAAAACCUCUGUGCGUCAGCCUGCGUAGACUCUGCAGUCACACCCUCAUCGGCCUGCCCCGUACCCCCUACACAGGAAAAUGCCAAAGUCAGUGGUUUGGAGAAAGACUGCAUGCAUCAUAUGGUCAACAAAACCCGUGGCAUCAUCACUCUGUACCGUCACCAAAGAGCAGCAUUUGCCAUCACUAGUAAGAGAGGACCAGCCCCUAAAGCCCCAAAAGCCCCCUCCACAGAGCUCCCUCCUGGCAGCACCAUCAGUACUGAUAAUGAUGAGGGCAGAAAGCCAUUUCUCAUCCAGAGAAGAGGGGCCGAGUUCUCCCUAACAACUGUUGCCAAGCACUUUAGUGCGGACCUCACCAAGUCUCUUCCGUACCUCUGGGACAACACAGUGGGACCACUGAGGACAGUGGUGACUGAAAAUCAAUGCAUUGAUAGGCAGGUCCAGCUGGAGAGGGGAGACGCUGCAGCUCAGGACCUGGUCAACUCUCUGCAGGUUCUGGAGGUUAUUGCUGGGGCCAUGGCUUCUGAACUGAAACCUUUGCUGCUGGAGCACCUACCACAUCUGUUCACCUGCCUGCAGCAUCCGUACACAGCUGUGCGUCACAUGGCUGCACGCUGUGUGGGCGUGUUUAGUAAGCUGGCAAUGUUGGAGACCAUGAACAGUUUCCUCGAGUGUGUACUGCCCUGGUUAGCUGCUAUCGAUGACUGUACCAAACAGGAGGGAGCCAUCGAGGCUUUAGCCUGUGUCAUGGAGCAGCUGGACGUGGACAUUGUACCUUACAUCGUGCUGCUGGUUGUUCCAGUUCUGGGCCGAAUGAGCGACCCCAGUGAUAGUAUUCGUUUUAUGGCCACACAGUGCUUUGCCACACUCAUCCGACUACUGCCAUUGGAGGCAGGUAUACCAGACCCUCCAGCCAUGUCUGCUGACCUCAUCCGCCAGAAAGCCAGAGAACGCCACUUCCUGGAGCAACUGUUAGAUGGCAGAAAGUUGGAGAACUAUAAGAUCCCUGUGCCCAUUAAGGCUGAGCUCAGGAAGUACCAGCAGGACGGAGUGAACUGGCUGUCCUUUCUUAACAAGUACAAGCUGCACGGGAUCCUGUGUGAUGACAUGGGUCUUGGAAAAACGCUGCAGUCCAUUUGCAUUCUGGCAGGAGAUCACUACCUCAGGGCUCAGGAAUAUGCCAAGACUACGGCUGCAGACUGCAGCCCCCUGCCCUCCCUGGUGGUUUGUCCUCCCACACUGACUGGCCACUGGGUGGAUGAAGUGGGCAAAUUCUGCAGCAAAGAAUACCUCAACCCUCUGCACUACACUGGGCCUCCUACUGAACGAAUGCGGUUGCAACACCAAGUGAAGAAACACAAUCUUGUUGUGGCCUCUUAUGAUGUUGUGCGAAAUGACAUUGACUUUUUUAAAAAUAUCAAGUUCAAUUACUGUAUUCUUGAUGAGGGUCAUGUCAUCAAGAAUGGGAAAACCAAACUUUCCAAAGCCAUCAAGCAGUUGGCUGCCAAUUUCCGAGUCAUCUUGUCUGGAACUCCAAUUCAGAACAAUGUCUUAGAGCUCUGGUCAUUGUUUGACUUCCUCAUGCCGGGGUUCCUUGGAACAGAGCGGCAGUUUGCCGCACGUUAUGGUAAACCCAUCCUGGCGAGCCGUGAUGCCAAAAGUUCCUCACGGGAACAGGAAGCAGGUGUGCUGGCGAUGGAGGCUCUACAUCGACAGGUGCUGCCCUUCCUGCUGAGGAGAAUGAAGGUGGACGUGCUCCAGGACCUUCCUCCCAAAAUCAUUCAGGACUAUUAUUGCAACCUGAGUCCUUUACAGGUUCAGCUGUAUGAAGACUUUGCAAAGUCUCGAGCCAAGGCCAGUGUGGAGGACACCAUCUCUGUGGCCUCUACAGAAGAGGAGGAAAAGCCCAAACUGAAGGCUACAGGCCACGUCUUCCAGGAACUAUCAGCUCUGGCUGCGCCGCGGGUGAGGCCCGUCAGCCUGACCGUCGACGCAGAGCUCCCAUGA